Molecule: messenger RNA, 998 nt
Organism: Salvia miltiorrhiza (redroot sage)
Lineage: Eukaryota; Viridiplantae; Streptophyta; Magnoliopsida; Lamiales; Lamiaceae
Product: protein EARLY RESPONSIVE TO DEHYDRATION 15
Exons: 3
Coding region: 278-766 (162 amino acids)
Source: RefSeq, a predicted model, not a curated record
AAAAGCGAAAAGCAGUAAGUAUAAACCAAACAAGGCGUUAGUUAGCUUUAAAUUUUUGAGUCGUUUGAAGGGUCAAUCAGUGGGUAGGUUCGGUGUAACCCAAACCUAAGGCUUGUCUUCCAAACCGCUAGGCUCGGCCUCUAUUUUCUUUGCCUAUAUAUAUGAGUCUUCUCUUCUCUCGGAGCGAGUCAUAGCUCAUUACGUGUAAGCUGAAAAUUCGACGUUGGAUAAGGAUAUUUUUCUCGGAAGGUGAUUUUGAUCUAAAAAACAAAAAACCAUGGCGCUUGUAUCCGGAGUAAGGUCUUCGUUGAAUCCGAACGCGCCGCUGUUCAUCCCGGCGGCGGUGCAGCAGGUGGAGGACUUCUCACCCGAGUGGUGGAACCUCGUCACCACCGCCACCUGGUUCAAGGAUUACUGGCUGAGCCAGCACCAAGGGGAGGACAUCUUCGGUGAGGAGACCGAUGGGAACGACGUCGUUGGAUUGUUGCCCGAUAACUUUGACCUGGGUAUCGAUGAUGAGAUCUUGAAUAUGGAAGCACAGUUUGAGGAAUUUCUCCAGUCUGCUGAGGGCCAAGACUACCACGGUAACAAGGCUGCCAUAGGAAUCACGGAUAAUGGUUUCAGCAAGAAUUCGACGCUGGUGAAGACUCUGAGCAUGCCGAAGGAGAGAGGCUACGUGUCGCCGCGGGAGGCGAUGAAGUGGGAGAAGCCUGCAAAGAUUGUGAGCCCAAGGUGCAGCCCUCGAUUCAUCCAGCAACCUCGUUGAGAUCCAAGGUUGGAUUAGGUUGUUAGCUUUCAACAAAGAAGCAGUGUUUGUUUUUCGUGUAGCUUUUUCUGUAUAGAGCAAGGUUUGGCUCUCUCUUUGUACUUAUAGCCUUGUUCAUAUCCUGACGUCCCCUUGUUUAGCUUUUGACUAUAAUGAAAAUGUAAACAAAAAAAGAAGAAACAGAUAUUGUAAGAGCUCUCUACUUAUAUAAAUGCAAAAGGGAAUUCCAAAA